Messenger RNA from Cuscuta campestris, 610 nucleotides. The record is from the annotation of a GenBank genome assembly. Lineage: Eukaryota; Viridiplantae; Streptophyta; Magnoliopsida; Solanales; Convolvulaceae.
GGAAUUGGCUUCCCUCCCACCUUUUUGAACUGGGUCAUGGAGUGUGUUACCACUGCAUCUUUCUCACUUUCUAUUAAUGGAGGCUUGCAUGGCUUCAUUAAAUGCAAAAGAGGUAUUAGACAGGGUGACCCCAUGGCCCCAACUCUGUUUCUUUUCUGCAUGGAAUACCUCUUAAGGCUGAUCAGGAGAUUGCUCUAUGGGAGCAGAUUCACUUUCCAUAACAGGUGCUCCAAACUGGGUAUUACUCAUGUUACCUUUGCUGAUGAUGUGAUGAUGUUUUGCAGGGGAAAUGUGGAUUCUGUCAAUGUUUUGGCAAAAGCUAUUAAUAUUUUCUCCCAAGUAUCUGGCUUGCAUGUGAACCCUCUCAAAUCCAAUAUCUUUCUGGCUGGAGAGAUCAAAGACAGGACAGAGGAUAUCCUAGCUUUGGUGCCUUUCCCUCAGGGUAAAUUGCCUGUUAGAUACCUGGGACUCCCUCUUACCUCACAGAGAGCUUCUGAAAGAGACUUUGCCCCACUUGUGAAUAAGGUGGAUGAACAUAUCAGAAAAUGGAAUGCCAAAACCCUGUCAGCUGCUGGAAGAUUGGAACUCAUCAGAUCUGUCAUCCAAGGAA